AUGCCGUUUUCGGUAGAUAACCCCGAGAAGGAGGCGGCAACGCCGGCACUGGGCUUCCCUUCUGGCGUGUACCAACGCACCCACAACGUCACAUGUUCAUUUCCAGCAAAAAUCUCCGACGUGCACUUCCAGCCGCCGCCGCGGGAUACACACAAAGCCUCCGUGUACAUGCACACGCAUACCCCCCAGGAACCCAGCGAAGACCCGAGGAUCCCAAGAGAGCUUCCAGGACGCCAACAGAGCCCCCAACCACAGCGAAGUCCCCAGAACACCAAAAGAGCCCCCAGGACCCCUGAGAAGGCCCCAGGACCCAGCGAAGACCUCAGGACCCCAACAGAGGCCCCAAGACCCCACCGAAGCUCCCAGGAACCCAACAGAGUCCACAAGACACCAGAGAAGCCCCCAGGAAACCAGCGAAGCUCCCAGGACCCCCCACAAAACCCCAGGACAUUAACAGAGAGAGCCCCCAGCACACUAGCGAAGACCCCAGGACCCCAACAGAGCCCCCAGAACAACAACAGAGCACCCAGGACCCCACCGAAGACCACAGAAGCCCAGCAGAGCACCGAGGACCACAACAGAGCCCACAAAACCCCAGCGAAGACCCCAGGACCCCAACAGAGCCCCCAGAACAACAACAGAGCACCCAGGACCCCACCGAAGACCACAGAAGCCCAGCAGAGCACCGAGGACCACAACAGAGCCCACAAAACCCCAGCGAAGACCCCAGGACCCCAACAGAGCCCCCAGAACAACAACAGAGCACCCAGGACCCCACCGAAGACCACAGAAGCCCAGCAGAGCACCGAGGACCACAACAGAGCCCACAAAACCCCAGCGAAGACCCCAGGACCCCAACAGAGCCCCCAGAACAACAACAGAGCACCCAGGACCCCACCGAAGACCACAGAAGCCCAGCAGAGCACCGAGGACCACAACAGAGCCCACAAAACCCCAGCGAAGACCCCAGGACCCCAACAGAGCCCCCAGAACAACAACAGAGCACCCAGGACCCCACCGAAGACCACAGAAGCCCAGCAGAGCACCGAGGACCACAACAGAGCCCACAAAACCCCAGCGAAGACCCCAGGACCCCAACAGAGCCCCAAGGACCCCAGAGAAGACCCCAGGACACCAGCGGAGCACCCAGGAACCCAGCAAAGGCCCCAGGACCCCAACAGAGCCCUCAGGAUCCGAACAGAGACCCCA
Molecule: messenger RNA, 1209 nt
Organism: Opisthocomus hoazin
Lineage: Eukaryota; Metazoa; Chordata; Aves; Opisthocomiformes; Opisthocomidae
Source: RefSeq, a predicted model, not a curated record